AUGGAAGGAAAUAAAAAGAGACAAGCAGAUAAUAGAGGUUUAAUAGUUGUAGAUAAUAAUUCAAAUAAUAAUAGUAAAAAAGUAAAGAAUGAGUUAGCUUUAAGACAAACAGAUUCAACCUCUAAAGAGAUUAUACUAGGGACAGAAAGAACAUCGAAAUUAAAGAGUCCUAUUAUGCAGUUAUCUGGUCAUAAAGGUGAAGUGUUUACAGUUAAAUUCAAUUCAACAGGUACUGCAAUUGCAUCUGGUUCUUUUGAUAAAGAAAUAUUUUUAUGGGGUGUAUAUGAAGAUUGUAUUAAUUAUCAGGUUUUGAAAGGUCAUAAGGGAAGUGUGACGGAGCUACAUUGGGAUAGAGAUGGUGAGCAGUUGUAUUCGGUUUGUACAGAUAAAUCGGUUGGCAUUUGGGAUGUGAAGGAGGGUCGCUUGAUAAAGAGAAUCAGAGAGCAUCACGCUUUCGUAAACAGUUGUUGUCCGGUGCGAAGAGGACCACCCUUGGUUGCGACUGCCUCCGACGAUUGUAGUGCACGUGUCUUUGACACGAGAAAACGUCAUAGCGUUCAGACAUUCCAGCACAAGUACCCGGUGACAGCGGUGUGCUUCUCCGAUGCCAGCGACCAGGUGAUCACCGGUGGCAUCGACAAUGUGGUGCGCGUCUACGACAUUAGAAACAACGAGAGCGAACUGAUGAUCCUUCAAGGUCACAGCGAUACGGUAACGGGAUUGUCGGUCAGUCCCGACGGAUCGCAUCUCCUCUCAAACUCGAUGGACAACACACUGAAGGUGUGGGACAUCCGGCCGUUCGCACCAAACAACCGUUGCGUCAAGUCGCUCAUCGGUGCGCAGCACGGUAUCGAUAAGAAUCUACUGAAGUGCGCUUGGUCACCCGAUGGUAGCAAGGUCACCGCAGGUUCAUCGGAUAGCUUAGUUUACGUAUGGGAUGUUUCGAGUGGCAAGAUUUUAUAUAGACUACCUGGUCACACCGGUGUCGUCAACCAAGUUGAAUUCCAUCCAAACGAACCAAUCAUUGCUUCAUGCUCAGCAGAUAAAACAAUAUUUUUAGGUGAGAUAAAACCAUAA
Molecule: messenger RNA, 1077 nt
Organism: Heterostelium album PN500
Lineage: Eukaryota; Evosea; Eumycetozoa; Acytosteliales; Acytosteliaceae
Gene: wdr57
Product: WD40 repeat domain-containing protein
Exons: 3
Coding region: 1-1077 (358 amino acids)
Cellular component (GO): catalytic step 2 spliceosome
Molecular function (GO): RNA binding; protein binding
Source: RefSeq, a predicted model, not a curated record